AUGGAGCUUGGAAUUUUACGUCGUGAAAGUGUCGGAUCUGGCACGCAACGACAUUGUGAGAGUGAUACGAUCACUAAAUUUGAAAUCAUGGAUGGUGCACCGGUUAAAAAUGAGAGUGUUCCAGUACGUCUGUAUCUCGCUCCAUAUGCACUCACACCCACGUACCACAAUGUUCAGAACCGGUUCUCAGUCAAGUACUUUUUGAAUCUCGUCUUGGUAGAUGAAGGAGAUCGCCGAUAUUUCAAGCAACAAGAAAUUACACUUUGGCGAAAGACUUUCGGAUGA
Molecule: messenger RNA, 285 nt
Organism: Peronospora farinosa
Lineage: Eukaryota; Oomycota; Peronosporomycetes; Peronosporales; Peronosporaceae
Source: the annotation of a GenBank genome assembly